Molecule: messenger RNA, 501 nt
Organism: Peronospora farinosa
Lineage: Eukaryota; Oomycota; Peronosporomycetes; Peronosporales; Peronosporaceae
Source: the annotation of a GenBank genome assembly
AUGGGGCGGUUGGGCGUAUCACUCAAGAAGCGCGACAAGGUUCCACAGCGUCGCAAACAAAAGCCUCUACGCAAGUUUAAGACCAAAUUCGUUUGUGAUCCAAAGGUGCAACAGAUCUGGGAUCAUAACCUCACCACUCGUCAAAACUAUGCUAAUCUCGGUCUAGAGGCCAAUCCAAACGCCUACGCAACUCUUCGCGAGAGCAUUUUGGGCGCAGAUGGGACUCUUGAGGCAGCAGACGAAGCGCGUCUCUUUGAAGUGCCCGACAGUGACUUUCUGGGUGACCGUAAUCCCAAGCGUAUCGCUAAUUACGUCUCUGAGGAGGAAGCCAAGUAUCUACGUAAGCUCAUCGCCAAGCACGGCAACGACUACACGAAAAUGGGACGUGAUAUAAAGAUUAACAACAUGCAGUGGACCGAACAAAAGCUGCGUCGACGUUGCGCCCGUCUAGCGCUACUGGACGCGAACCUCAUUAGUCAAUCACAGGGUGAACAAGCGUAG